Molecule: messenger RNA, 5605 nt
Organism: Ceratotherium simum simum (southern white rhinoceros)
Lineage: Eukaryota; Metazoa; Chordata; Mammalia; Perissodactyla; Rhinocerotidae
Gene: ZDHHC15
Product: zDHHC palmitoyltransferase 15
Molecular function (GO): palmitoyltransferase activity
Source: RefSeq, a predicted model, not a curated record
UGUAGCAAGGAGGUGGGAGAGGAAGAAAGGGGAGGGGCCGCACUCCCUCUGAGCGUGCCCAGCCUCGACUGCCUGACGGAUCACCUUCCGCUCCAGCACGGCCAGUUCCUCCUCGCCGUGACUCAUGCCUCUUGUGCCCGGCAGGGCGCACUCUACCCACAGCCCCACAGGUGGUAUAGGCUUGGUGAGACGCUUGCCGCCAGGCUAGGCAGUGGAGCGCCGCACAGCGCGCCUUCCCGCCUCUAAGCUGCCGCCCCAGCAGUUCCGACCCAGCGCCAGCAGGCCUGCUUGGUCGAUCUUCGAGCCGAAGAUGCGGCGGGGCUGGAAGAUGGCUCUGUCAGGGGGGCUGCGGUGCUGCCGCCGGGUACUUUCCUGGGUGCCAGUGCUCGUUAUCGUCCUCGUCGUGCUCUGGUCCUACUAUGCCUACGUCUUUGAACUCUGCCUGGUGACUGUUUUGAGCCCAGCAGAAAAAGUUAUCUACCUCAUAUUCUACCAUGCCAUCUUUGUGUUCUUUACCUGGACCUAUUGGAAGUCUAUUUUUACACUCCCACAACAGCCAAACCAAAAGUUCCACUUGUCCUAUACAGACAAGGAGCGCUAUGAAAACGAAGAGAGACCUGAGGUCCAGAAGCAGAUGCUCGUUGAUAUGGCCAAAAAGCUACCAGUUUACACAAGAACUGGAAGUGGAGCUGUAAGAUUCUGUGACCGGUGCCAUUUGAUCAAGCCAGAUCGCUGCCACCACUGCUCUGUCUGUGCCAUGUGUGUAUUAAAAAUGGACCAUCAUUGCCCUUGGGUUAACAACUGCAUUGGAUUUUCCAACUACAAAUUUUUCCUUCAGUUCUUAGCUUAUUCUGUUCUCUACUGCCUGUACAUUGCUACAACAGUCUUCAGCUAUUUCAUCAAAUACUGGAGAGGGGAAUUGCCCAGUGUUCGCUCUAAGUUCCAUGUCCUUUUUCUCCUCUUUGUGGCCUGCAUGUUUUUUGUCAGCCUUGUGAUUCUCUUUGGUUACCAUUGUUGGCUUGUCAGCAGAAACAAAACCACCUUAGAGGCCUUCUGUACUCCAGUGUUUACAAGUGGCCCAGAGAAAAACGGGUUCAACCUUGGCUUCAUCAAAAAUAUCCAGCAGGUGUUUGGAGAUAACAAGAAGUUCUGGUUAAUACCUGUUGGGUCGAGCCCUGGUGAUGGACACUCCUUCCCUAUGAGGUCUAUGAAUGAGUCACAGAACCCAUUGCUAGCAAAUGAAGAACCCUGGGAAGACAAUGAGGAUGACAACCGAGAUUAUCCAGAAGUUUCAUCAUCUCUUGCCGUGGAAACGGAAACGUAGCAGUUUUCACAUUUCCUGCAUAUCUCAGACAGAACCCUCCAGCUCCCAUGAAGCUUACAGAGUUCAAUGUUGGGAACCAUCUAAUCUUCAAAAUAAGUCACCAUGGCGGAUUGAAACCUUCACAGUUUGAAAACAUUCCAUCAAAUACUUGCUGUGCAGAUAGAUGUUUCAGGACUUCACAAGUUAUUUAAUUUACUGACUGAACUCAUCAAUCUGGUAGCAGUUAAUUCAAGCUAGUCUUCCUCUCUUUCUUUCUUUCUUUCCCCUCCCCUAAUCUGUGAAAGCCUAAAUGUAACAUAUAUAUCUUUCCAGAGGCUCUUUUCAUUCCUCUUGUCAGGUAAAGAGGAAUUCAAAAGACUUCCUCGAAGUCUCUAACUCCCUUGGAAAAACUAUUAAUCAUAUCUAUAGGGUCUUUGUGGUAUUGAGGGGAAUUAGACUAUAUUUUCUUCUUGUGUCCAUGUGCAUUUAUAAGCAUGCAUAUGUGCAGCAUAUUUACACAAAAUUCUGCUGUGGUGUUGUGCAAAUCAAGGUUAAAAAAAUCUGAGGUUUUUAUUCAAUCAUGCUUUCUCCCUAAAUAGCAAUUUAGAUAUUUGCUGAGCCAUAACACCAUCCCUAUAUUGGGUACCUAAAAUUUGAGAGGGAGAUUCAACACACUGUGAUCAAGGUCCUUGAAUUGGGAAUUGAACAAAACGUAAAACCUGUUCUCUGUCAUAGAGGUGUGGCGUUCCUGAAAGCACCACAGCUAAUAGAGAAGAUCAGAUCAGAUUUCCACUUUAUUAAAUAUAAUGAUUGUGUUUUAAAGACUUUUAAUGACAGACUGUGGUAAAAUUCUCCAAUUACUUUUAUUCUUAUCUCUGCUACCCAGCUUUAUUUUAGGCUUUAUGAAUUACUCUAUGAGGAAAGAAAAACUAUAAGCCUAACUUACAGACCAUAGAUUUUGUUAAGGGGUUUAAAGGUGAUUUUCAGGUUUAAUUAUAGUACUGUUCAUAAAGAUAGUUUCACAGUUGAAAUCAGCCUAAGGAUUAGCACAAAGGAUCUAUGUUUUCACAGCAGGGGUUAGUGCACAGAUAGUGAUAAUCUAAUAGUAAUAUGCCAAUUCUUUCUUUUUUUUUUUUUUUUAGCUUCAUGGUAGCUCAGCCAUUAAGAUAGUUUACAUCCAUUUCCCCAUUUAUUUAUAAUCAGCCUUUCUUUUAGUCCUAGUGCCUGAAUCAGUGAGUAUGGAUACUAAUGCUGCUUCUUUGUGAUAAUAAUACCCAAGAGUAUUGAUGGUUUUCAUUUCUCAGCCAGUGCCCAUCUGCUGACAAUAGAAGUCCCAACUCUUACAGAGAUCAGUGAGAGUUAGAGGCAUCUUACAGAUAUCAAGGAGUUGAGCUCCCAGAGGGUCUACUAAGUUAUCCCCCCUAAAACCUUUAUGAGCAAAAAAGAGUUGCCUGUCACAAACGGUUCAGUUUUUGGGCUCCAGUGAAGCUGAGAAAGUGAGCAAUCCAGUUCAUUAAAGCAACAACAACAAAAAAAAACCUGUUCAUUUGUAUUCUUUAGGAAAUUUUGGUCAAAGUAAAACUUUUAGCAUAAAUUAAGUGGAUUGUGGCCAGCAUUUCAUUUGAGAGCAUACUAGACAUGACUAAAUCAAUUAGGACCAGGGACUGUUUCUCAAACUCAGACUCUAAGAAGCAGCCUAGAAGCAUAUGCACACUGGGUUUCAUGAUGAAAUUGUAUAUGUUCAGAUGGGAAGACUUUUCUCCUUCCUCUCUCCCUCCAAAAUACACUCUUGUUUAGGUUUCUCUUGAAAGCUUAUUUGGCCAUCCAUAUAGUCUUAUGAUGCAUAAGCCUUGCCUUCUAUUCAUGUAGAAAUGCACCUUUCUCUAAAGGUAGGGCCAUUACUUACUCCAUAGCCAGUGAGCCUCAAAACAAUCUUUCCCUUUUCCAUCUAUCAUCUUCUGCCAAGGGUUUAGGCAGAGUAGCUGCUAACUAUGAUUCAAAAUCAGGAAGGAAUGAAGAACUUCUUGCAUGCACAGAGUGUAUCAGCAUACAGCACUCAUAGAAAUCAGGUCAUAAAAGACAGUGUAAGGAAACUACAGGAAAGCAGAGGAAGGGUAAAGCUCAGGAGAGCUAUAAUGCAAAGCUGAUUGUUUAAUGUCUUACAGACUUAACACUGUCUUCAAAAGGCCAAAUAAAUCAGGGUUUUAUGUGGGGGCUUGGAGAAAUAAACAAACCUUAUUCCUAUCAGCUCCUUGGUUCCACUAGUUUAUAGACUCUGAUAAUAUCCCUGUCCAUAUAUCAUUGAGUAUUGACUACUAUACAUAGGCAUCCCCCUGCUUGGUUGACUAUUGAUAAAGAAGGCAGAAAGGUUUGUCGGAUAAUUAGCAUACCCUGAUCUGGCUCCUUUGCUUGCUUUUCCUUGGGGCACUGUCCAAUAACCUCUGCAGGAUCUCAUUCCCCAAUCUUUGGUACCCAUUUUCCCCAUUUGAAAAACAAAGACACUCAUUGUUAGGAUCCUAAAGUUGAAAGGUGCUAUGUAACUCCCUAGUGCUCUUAUAUGUCUUUCAUUUCAGGACUGGAAUGAAAAGUUUAACCAUAACAGUAUUUCUAAGCAAACUAGUGUGCUCUGUUCUUUCUUCCAGGCUCUCAUUGCUGAUUUGUUCUUGCAGAGCUUAGAGUACUUUAUUAAUGUUUUUCCUUUCAUUCCAACUAGAAAGAGACAGAAUAGAAAUUAUUUUCCCCAUGAUACAGCUGAAAAAAUUAAGGGCGAAAGAAAUGAGGUGCCCUCCAAAAGCACAUAGCUAUCUGGGGCAGAAGUCACAGUUACCAUGUCCAGUGCACUGUUAGAGUGACUUGGCUUCCCAGUACUAGAAUUACCGUGGAGCAACUUAGAACAUUGAGAGCAAUUAGGGUAGGAUCACAUUUCAGAAGAGUCCCAUUUUGUCCAAAAUCUGAAAGUAUGCAAUUUAUAAAACUCUUGUUUUCUAUGUGAUAGAAAUGUAAUAUGUACCUCUUUCCCUCACUGGCCCCAUGUUACACAUAUUUCACACUAUGUGGCAUCAGCCAGUGUCAUUAUCUCCUCUGGCACCCAUAGAACCCAAUCUCAGGGCUGUCUUUGCCAGGGAAAAGAAUAUGCUUCCUCAUGUUUAUGCCAGAUUGCACAAAGUGUAGGCAUUGAGCUUAAUGGAGAUUUAAGCACAAUCCUAGCAGGUAUGUUUUAAGAAUAUUGAAUAUACAUCAUUGUAAUGUGCACCUGAAAUUUAACAUUGCUCAAAUUCACAGGAAUGUAACAGUCAUGAAAAGCCUAUCUUUUUCACCUCUCAUCACACAUACAUAUCUACAUACAGGUGUGCACACGCAUAUGCACACACACACACUGCCCCAAAGCAGGCUGCCUGGUCAUCAGGAGAAAAUACUUUAAAAGAAUGAUUCUCUGUCUUCUCCUUUUAGAAAAAAGUCCAAUAGUCACUGCAAGUGAAGAACAUUCCACUACACAUCCUAGAACCCUAGAACCCUUAGCUCCCAAUGUAGCUAAGGUACUCCAUUGGUGCAAAAGACAUGUUCUGUGCCUCUAUCAGAGGCACAGAAGGCAUCUAAAAAGAUUGUUAGACCCUUCCAUAAGUCCCGUGUUCUUAGUAAAUGCAUGAGCUCCAUCCAAUCAAUAGGAAAUGGUUUAUGAGGUAUGGUACAUCUGCAUUUCUUUAACCAUAGCUGUAACAUACCGUAUUAAAUUGUAGUCUUUUGCAUGCAGGUGUUAUGCAAUAUAAUAAUGAAUGGGUGGCUCCUGAUAGCCAUGCAACCCGUGACAGUUUACUUCCCCAGAAGAGCUAGGGCUGUGUCCCACAUAGUGCUCAAAACUAUUAAAUGUGUUCUUCAUAGCAACCUGGUAUAUGGCCAUCAGCAAAAUGAGUAAAAACAGACAAUGAAUGCAGUAUAUCAGGAAAUAGGUUUUUGGUAGAGAAUGGCAUUAAAGGAAAAAGAACAGUAAGAUAAGAUGCAUUCAAGGAAUAAUUGCUGUCACUCUGCUAGCUAAAUCAGCAAAGGGACACAGCACGAAAGCUGGUACUGGGUUUUGGUAAUAUGUGAAAUGUAUUGGAGGGCCAGAAAAAGAAAGGCACUGGGGACCUCAGCAGUUAAGCUCAAGUUGCCAAUUUGCUACAAAUCCUUUUUUCCACCAAUCUGCUCAAAGUGAUUGUAUAUAGUAUUCUUAAAACCAUAUGUCUUGCUACAGAAAUAUCCACAAAUACUGACCAGCUUUAUCUUCCUAUGUUCUUUAUUAAAAGUAUAUGCAUAAAAUUGUCA